UAUAAUGCAUGAGAUACUGACUUUGCAGUUUGGGCAUUUUGCAAACUUUGUUGGGACACAUUUUUGGAAUUCUCAGGAGGCGUAUUUUACUUAUAAUGAAAGUUUAAAUGCUCCUAAGUCGGAAAUUGUACACGAUACUCUAUUUCGUGCUGGAGUUACUCCAAGGGGUAUUGAAACUUAUACACCACGGUUAUUGUUAUAUGAUUUGAAGGGUGGCUUUGGAUCUCUAAAGAAAAUUAAUAAACUCUAUGAAGAGUCCCCUGGAAAAAAUGAAUUGCACGAGUCUAAUUGGAAUGGACGAUCUGAAACUCAUGCUCAGAUGCCUUAUUCAAAAAAUAUAUAUUUACAGCAUUUAGAAAAUGAGGAGGAAUUAGUUUCUACCGAGGAAACAGAAAAUAAGAUGAAAAUAGAAACAGAAGAUUUUAAGUUAGACGAGACAGUUCAAUUUUGGUCUGAUUUUAAUAGGAUGUAUUAUCACCCAAAGAGUGUCAAUACUAUGAUGCAAUAUCAAUUUGAAGAUGAAUUUAUGCCUUUUGAUAUUUUUUCAUAUGGAAAGAAUGCAUUUUUGGCGCAUGAAAAGGAAUUAGAUUCUUUUGAUGAAAAUUUUAGGUUUUUUGUUGAAGAAUGUGAUGCGAUUCAGGGUUUUCAAGUAUAUACUAGUAUAAUUGAUGGAUUUGGAGGUUUUGCAUGUAGUUUUCUUGAACAACUACGUGAUGAGUAUCCGAAGACUGCUAUUUGGAGCUUUGGAAUUACCGAAAACAGAAGUUGGGCACCAAAAGGACAUAAUUCAUAUUAUAAACAAAUAUUAAAUAUUGCUCUCAGUACCACACAACUGACAGAAUUUUCUUCUCUAUUCAAUCCCAUAAAUACACCUGCUGCAAAUCAACCUAAUUUUAACUCAUUUUAUCAUCCAAACUUAAAUUUACCAUACCACACAAGCAGUAUUGUUUCUGCAGCUAUUGAAACAGCCACAUUGCCUUUCAGAUCACGUCACAAUUUUACAUCUAUGUUUGACUUGAUAACUCAACUUAAUUGGCGUGGAAAUACAAAGUUAGGAUCACUUGGUUUAGCAUUUCCUUUGCCUAUUAGCAAUUUUGGUGAAGUAGAUGUCAAUAAGCUGCUGCCUACGGAGAAUAAUAAUGUUAUACAAGAUUUAUCAAUGACUUUAAAUGGAAAACAAAAUGCAACAACAAUAUAUGGACAAUCCGUUGUAGUUAGAGGACUACCUAAUCAAUUUGAACCUUUGGCAGGACAAAACCCAAAGAACGCGUCCCAGAUUGCUGCAGAAAUUUUUCAGCGUUAUGAGUCUUUAAAUAGUGGAAGUUCAUCUUUUUUUUCGACUAACGUUACUUAUCCUAUUCCAAAUUCAUUUCCUAAAAUUUUCAGAUAUUUAAAUUCUAAUGGACAUGUUGAUAUGUCAGUUCCGAAUGAUAAAAUGCUAUCGGUUCAUUCAGUUCCUACACUUUCACAUCUUACUAUCUCCACUAAAUCUUAUAACUUUCUACAUCAACUUGCGAACAUACUUCAAAAUUUAAAUCUUAAUCUUCAUCCUGAAUAUGAAGAAGGAGAUAAAGGGUUAACAUGUGAUGAGUUUUUGGAAACGAGAGAAACGUUAUGGGAUCUCUGCGAGGCAUUUGAGGAGAAUAGUUCCUCAUUGCAUUAAUUACAAGAAUUACCAAAUUCAAGUUGUUAGAAAAUUUGUAUUAUUCAUAAGACGUAAAUAAAAGUAUCUAUUUAAAAG
Messenger RNA from Rhizophagus irregularis DAOM 181602=DAOM 197198, 1741 nucleotides. RefSeq lists its product as uncharacterized. Gene Ontology annotation, cellular component: cytoplasm; mitochondrion. Gene Ontology annotation, biological process: mitochondrion organization. The record is from RefSeq and is a predicted model, not a curated record. NCBI's taxonomy places the organism in Eukaryota, Fungi, Glomeromycota, Glomeromycetes, Glomerales, Glomeraceae.